ACACCUCUCUUGCUACUCUCUGCUUCUCUCUUUCUCUCUAUAAGUUUUUAUAUAUAAAAUCCCCCUCUCCCUUUCAAUCCCUCUCACCUUUUUCCCUCCUUAUCUCCCUAUUGUACUUUAGUAGCAGAGAGAGAGAGAGAGAGAGAGAGAGAGAGAGGAGUACUAGCUUGUUGAGUUUUACGUAGAGAUCGUGAUGUCGAGCCGCGGGAGGAGCAGGAUCACCGACGACGAGAUCAAUGAGCUCAUCUCGAAGCUCCAGUCGCUUCUCCCCGAGUCCCGUCGUAGGAACAUUGACAGGGCAUCGGCUUCGAAGCUACUAAAGGAGACAUGCAGCUACAUAAAGAGCUUGCACCGCGAGGUGGACGACCUCAGCGACCGCCUUUCUGGCCUAAUGGCGACGAUGGACGACAACAGCCCGCAAGCGGAGAUCAUUCGGAGCCUUCUUAGAUCCUAAAAAGUCGAGUUUAAUAAUGUUUUAAGUUAUAGCUGCUUGUUUGUUUUCUUUCUUUUUUCCAGUGCUAGGCUACUAGCUUAUAAGCUACCAUGUUCGAGGGGCUUGUUUAGGAGAAUGACUAUAUAAAUAUGGUUUUAAGUGUACUAGCGUAAAAUAUAAUUAAUGUGUAUUAUCUAGGCCGCUGAGUACUUUUUCAGCAGGUCGAUUCUCUA
Messenger RNA from Ananas comosus (pineapple), 666 nucleotides. RefSeq names its product transcription factor ILI3-like. Bases 194 to 454 code for a protein of 86 amino acids. The transcript is spliced from 2 exons. Gene Ontology annotation, molecular function: protein dimerization activity. The record is from RefSeq and is a predicted model, not a curated record. Gene Ontology annotation, biological process: regulation of growth; regulation of DNA-templated transcription. NCBI's taxonomy places the organism in Eukaryota, Viridiplantae, Streptophyta, Magnoliopsida, Poales, Bromeliaceae.